CAGGAGCACCAGCAGACCGCUCCCAAACUCGACUGGGCCACGGACGUGCGCACGUUGGUCCAGUACAAUCACGGAUUUGCCGUCAUGAGUACCAACUCCAAAGCGGACGAAGGUUAUCCGGGAGGUAGUGUCGUCGGCUUUGCGCCCGACGAAGACGGCCGACCCCUGUUUAUUUUUUCCGGAAUGAGUGCGCACACGCAAGAUAUUCUCGCGGAUCCACGCUGCUCUCUGACCGUGGCGGCUAAGGAUUUCAAAGGCGCGGCGGACGGUCGUGUGAAUCUCAUGGGAUCGGUGGAGCUCAUCAAGGGCGACCAAGACAAGGCCAAGGCCCGCGAAAUAUAUCUCCAAAAACAUCCCGGCGCGUUUUGGGUCGAUUUCGGUGAUUUCAACUGGUUCCGUAUGAGUGUGGAAAAGGUACGCUUCGUCGGAGGCUUUGCUCGGGCUGGUGCCGUUACGCAAGACGAAUACCUGGCCGCCAAACCCGACGCCGUUUCCGAGUUCGGCCCCAAAAUUGCCGCUCACAUGAACGAAGAUCACAUGCCAGCCACAAUUGCCAUGGUUCAGGGGAACGUACCGGGUAUGGAGCAUGAUCCGGAGAAUCCCAUCACCGAAGCCAUCAUUACUUCCGUGGAUAGUUUGGGAAUGUAUGUCAAGGUCACCCGGGAAAAGGGUAUCGGGUUUCUGCCCCAGAGUUUCAAACUACGUUUGCCCUUCCCGGAAGUUGCGAAAGAUCGCAAGGAUGUCAAGGUGCGAAUCAUGGAGAUGACCAACGCCGCG
Molecule: messenger RNA, 777 nt
Organism: Phaeodactylum tricornutum CCAP 1055/1
Lineage: Eukaryota; Bacillariophyta; Bacillariophyceae; Surirellales; Neidiaceae
Exons: 2
Source: RefSeq, a predicted model, not a curated record